AUGCCAUUGUCAUCAGGCUGUACCAAGUUGAAGCCCUGCGCCCUACCAAGAAGCCGUGAUCGCUGCCAGUACGAUUUUACAUCCUGCCUCACGGCGGUGGAUGGCCAAAGCUGCGAGAUACGAUGCUUGGAGCCCUUCUACAGCAGUCGGUCUGGAACCACGGGAGCUGGACUUGCACAGUGUCCUGCAGGAAAUGUUGACCCGGAACAGGAACUUCAAGUCUUGUCGCUGCCAGACUGCGUGCCACAGUGUGACACAGAGCCUCCUCCGGGUUUUGUGGGUUCGCACGAGAGUGGUUGGCGCUGUGACGAGGGCUACCUCGGAACUGCGACCGCCAGCUGCACGGUCACAGAAGUCGGUGGGAGUUGUAUUACAGAAUUUGCAGCAUCAGGCUGCCUGGCAAUUCAACCCUGCAUCCCCGCAGUGAACAACCGACUUGGCAAUCAAUGCAUGUACGACAUGGAGGCCUGCAAACAGGUCAGCGCAGGAUCCACCUGCGAAAUACUCUGCAAGCAUCCUUUUCGAGGCACUUCCACCAUUGGCACUUGUCCUGCUGACAACACAGAUCCCCUCAGAAUGGUGGAUGCCGUCCUGCCAGAUUGCGUUUUGAAGGUGCCAUGUCCGGAUCCAGAAGACGGAAUACCACCGGAAUACCGAUACACUGGCAACAUUCUUGAUCCAGUGGCUUGCUCGAGAGGCUUUGCUGGUCCAGCCAAAAGGGAAUGUGUGGCCAAGCUGGUGCCAAACAGCACAGACACCUGCUUUGCUGUGGGUAACUUUACAGGAUGUGACCUGAUCGUGCCAUGCAUGGCCCCGCAGAUCUCGUCUACUGAUUGCGAGCUGAACAGCACCUGCACAUCCAUCCUGAAUGCUGGUGAAAGCUGCGAGACAUCUUGCAACAAACCGUUGGAGGGGCAGAUGACUGUAGCAAGCUGCCCAGCAGACAACACUCAGUUAUAUCGUCCAGCUAUUUGGACGCGUCCGGUAUGCAUGUGCCCAGAUCCUCCCAUCAUCCCUCCUGGUUAUGCCCCUGCGCUGGGCGAGUGGGAAUGUUUGGCUGGUUACGUUGGGCGGGCCGUGAAGCUUUGUGAAUGUCAGGCAGACGAACCGCUACUACGCGGAUGCCACUCCCCAGUCAUUUGCGGUGCCUCGGGCUUUCAGGACACGGACAUGAGAACUGGCUUCGUGGGAGGACGGCUCCUGUUUGGGCCCUCAACUCUGGAUGGUAUGACAGAUGAGGACGGCGUGUCCAGCUACCAGGUCUUUUGGGCAGAUGAUUGUGGCGCCCCCCUCCCAGGCCUGUCGCCGCUGCUUACAGUACCGCCUCAAACUAUGGGCGGCCCUUCCAAUCUUUGGCCUGCAGGUUGCUGCAAGACAGAUGUCUACUCUGUGAGUAUUCCUCCUACAGAAUUGCCAUCCGAUGCCCGGCAACUGCUGAUCCUUGUGCUCACAAGCUCCGGAGCAGCGCCAGAUGGAUUGGUUGUUCCUGUGGAGGACAACAAGUUUGUUGAAAUUGUGACAGUCCCACCCAAAGGGACGGUUGGCAGCGGAUCCAACCGCAGGUGGGCUUCUCCUUUGCGGCUUCUUUUUGUGGCUGUGCUACUCAGAGCGCACAGUGAGUGGGCUUCUUAA
Symbiodinium pilosum is the source of this 1632-nucleotide messenger RNA. Lineage: Eukaryota; Dinophyceae; Suessiales; Symbiodiniaceae. The record is from the annotation of a GenBank genome assembly.